This is a messenger RNA of Antrostomus carolinensis (chuck-will's-widow), 868 nucleotides long. It is a transcript of the gene PDIA5, whose product is annotated as protein disulfide isomerase family A member 5. The record is from RefSeq and is a predicted model, not a curated record. The transcript is spliced from 10 exons. Gene Ontology annotation, cellular component: endoplasmic reticulum. Gene Ontology annotation, biological process: protein folding. NCBI's taxonomy places the organism in Eukaryota, Metazoa, Chordata, Aves, Caprimulgiformes, Caprimulgidae. The annotation marks the transcript as partial. Gene Ontology annotation, molecular function: protein disulfide isomerase activity.
GCAUUCUUGCCAGUGUUUGUGUACCCAUUGAAGAUGUCUCCACUCAUAGAAAAAAUUAGUGACCAUAAGGAUUUCAAAAAGCUUCUCAGGACACGGAAUAACGUGCUAGUGCUCUAUUCCAAAUCUGCUGCUGCUGCGGAAAGCUCACUCAGGUUACUGUCCAGCGUGGCCCAGGAGGUGAAAGGACGAGGUACUAUAAGCUGGAUAAACUGUGGUGAUACUGAAAGCCGAAAAUUAUGCAAGAAGAUGAAAGUAGAUCCUAAUUCAAAGGAGAAAGGAGUGGAAUUACUCCAUUAUAAGGAUGGUGCAUUUCAUACUGAAUAUAACAGAGCGGUCACAUUGAAGUCUAUGGUGGCCUUUCUCAAGGAUCCAGAAGGUGCUCCACUGUGGGAGGAGGAUCCUGAAGCCAAAGAUGUUGUGCAUGUUGAUAGUGAAAAGGAAUUGAGAAGGCUUCUGAAGAAGGAAGACAAACCCCUUCUGAUGAUGUUCUAUGCCCCAUGGUGUGGUGUUUGUAAGAGAAUGAUGCCAUCUUACCAACAGGCAGCCACAGAACUGAAGGGUAAAUAUGUUCUUGCAGGGAUGAAUGUUUACUCUGCUGAAUUUGAAAGGAUAAAGGAAGAAUACAAUGUCCGGGGAUAUCCUACAAUCUGCUAUUUUGAGAAAGGAAAGUUCCUGUUCCACUUUGAGAACUAUGGUGCUACCGCAGCAGAUAUAGCAGAGUGGCUGAGAAACCCACAGGCACCUCAGCCACAGGCUCCAGAGACUCCCUGGGCAGAUGAAGAAAAUGUAGUUUAUCACCUGACUGAUGAGGACUUCGACAAGUUUAUAAAAGAUCAUUCGUCAGUGCUAGUGAUGUUUCAUGCACCAU